Molecule: messenger RNA, 2477 nt
Organism: Solanum dulcamara
Lineage: Eukaryota; Viridiplantae; Streptophyta; Magnoliopsida; Solanales; Solanaceae
Product: vacuolar protein sorting-associated protein 55 homolog
Exons: 5
Coding region: 1806-2147 (113 amino acids)
Biological process (GO): late endosome to vacuole transport via multivesicular body sorting pathway
Cellular component (GO): endosome
Source: RefSeq, a predicted model, not a curated record
UUUAUUUCAAUCUUUUCAAGUUCAAGAAUCAGAGUUUGGAUCAGCGAUCAAAAACAAUUUUUUCCUUCCUAUUUUGCCCCUUCAAAAUUAACCAUAAAUGGCGAUGACCAUUGAAGGUACAAUCUUUUUGCUAUUCUAGUUUCAGUUUUGAAUUAGCAAUAAACCCCUUUUAAUUUUUUUGUUUAAUUUUUCUUUUUUUUAGUUAUAUUAUUUACUGCUUGUUUCAAAAGUUUUGAGGUUUGAGGUAGUUGAUUAUCAGAUUAUGGUUGGUGGGGUUCUUUGUUGGAUGAAUAUAAAUGACCCAAUUCUUGUUUCUUGAAUUAUUUCAAAAUUUUACUACAGCUGAAAUAAUUCUCAUUGAACAUUUAAGUUCCUGUUUAGCCAUAGAUUUUGAAGUUGAAACUUGAAAUUUGAAAAAUUUGAGUUCUUGAAGUUGUAUUUAGACAUGCAUUUUAUUUGGAAAAAAAUUGAAGUUCUGUGAGUGGAAGUACCACAAAAGAAAAACUGGUAUGAGCAUGUAUUUGGGAACUUGAAAAUCUGAUUAAAUUUCAUGGAGAAAUAGAUAUAUGAAGAUAAAUUUUCAAAAUUUGGUCCGAAAUUUAUGGCCAAACGCUAGCUUAGGCUUAUGGUUCAAAAAGUUUAUAUUUUUCAGUUUUUUUUUUUUGGCUGGCAAUAGAAUUCUUGAUUCAUCCAUGACCCAAUUCUAGUUUUUCGAGUUCUGUAAUAAUUUUACUACAGCUGAAAUACUUGUGAUUAACAUUUAGGCUUAUGGUUCAAAAAAGUUUUACAUUUGUCAUAUUUAAUAUUUGCUUUUAGCUGGCAAUAGAGUUCUUAUCAAAUCUUUAAUUCUGGGGUACAGUGGAGCUUAUGAUAUGUCUAAUUAUUUCCCUUUUCUCCCAAGCUCGAUUCUUGAGUUAAAAAAUGAAAGUUUGAUUCUUGAAUUUACAAAAAAACAGUUUGCUCUAGAAUUUGAGCAAGUUGCAUUAUAUUAUCAAGAAAAACUUAACAGCAGAAAAUUCACAUAGAUCCAAACAUCAUUAAAGCUGAUGUAGAAUGAACUGGCAUUUUCAUUUUGGUCAUCUGAUUGCGGAUGGUAAGCUGACCGAUGGUGCAGUUCAACUUUCUAGUGUUGCUUUAGUAGAUAAGUUAUAGGCUGUGUGUCAAAACACAUGGAAGGAUUGGAGAACUUGCAAAAUGUGUCAGGUUUUAUGAAAGCAACACAUCUUAGAGAUAUGAUCCAAAGUAUGUCUUCAAUUCGCUUCUGAAAUUAAACUAAGAAUUUCUGAUAAGGGGAUUGUAGUUUAAUAUUUCAUCCUCUGGUGUGUGGUGACUGUUUCUGCCAUUUGUAAGUACGACCAACUGUGGCUGUGGAUCAUGGACUAUGACUACCUCUUACUCUGACUUCUAAUGAAACGGUGAUACUCAAUUUGUAAUUCAUUGCAAUCCAACUUGUUAAUCAAUAAAACUCCGAUAAUUUUCGAACUGAUUGGUCUAGUCAAUUGACUGUUCCAUGAAGCUACUAGGUAAGAUUGGGUCUAUCUGGAUAGACCAGGAUGAAUAGAGAGGGGCAUUACUUCAUUUACUUGAUGUUUCUCUUCGGGUUUUCUAUUUACAAAUGAUGGUAUUAUCAAAUCAAUUAAUUUUGAUCAUAUUUCUAUUUCCAUGUAGCUGGUUAAAUUUAAAUUGUCGAAUCUCAUUAUGAUCAUACAAUUACUAACUUGGUUUUUUCUGGUUCUCCGUGUCAUCUUUAUGGUUCAAUUGCUGGUUUUCACUUCUUGGAUAAAGUGCUUGCGGGGCUUGCCUUCAUGUUCUCUUCUAGCAUCUUGUUACAGAUCCUGGCUUGUGCUCUAUACAACAACUGGUGGCCAAUGUUAUCAGCUCUUAUGUAUGUUGUGGUUCCCAUGCCAUGCUUAUUCUUUGGUGGUGGAUCGACACAGUUCCUAAUAAGUCGAGAUGGCGGAGGCUGGAUGGAUGCUGCUAAAUUCUUAACAGGGGCGUCAGCUGUGGGAAGCAUAGCCAUCCCCAUUAUUCUCAGACAUGCAGAUCUUAUCCAGACAGGAGCAAUGUUCAUCGAAUUCGUGUCAUUCUUCAUAUUUGUCUGCACAGUCAUGUGUUUUCAUCGUGCUAGUCUUGAUGACGAGUGGUGAUAUAAAAAUCGAGGCAUUGCCCUUUACGUUCCUCUGACUGUAAUUAUGUUGCCUAGUUCUAACAAACAAGAAAAUGCAAACAAAAGGUAGCUGAAAAGGAAGGAGCCAAUGCUAGAAAUGAAACUAGAAAUUUUAUUUACCAAUGUGUAUAGCUUUGUCUAAUGUCACAUUUCUUGAUGUGAGUGUUAUUUUCUCAAAGUUUGAACCUUUUGCUGAUGGAACAAAGAUCAUAUUUUUAGUUACUACUCUAUUUGCAUAGAAAGUUGCUAACAGAUCAUAAAUAUUCAAUUCUGUGUAUGUUUCUUCUUGAACUUGUGCUUGCUUGAAUUA